Messenger RNA from Cooperia oncophora, 354 nucleotides. Lineage: Eukaryota; Metazoa; Nematoda; Chromadorea; Rhabditida; Trichostrongylidae. The record is from the annotation of a GenBank genome assembly.
AUGAAGCAAUAUCAAGCGCCUUUAUAUUUAAAAGACCUCGAUGAACGAAUCGAGGAGGAAGAUCGUGUGGAAGUAACGCCUGUGAAGAAGAAGAUCGACGACGAUCGAAAAGAUGAUAGGCGUAAAAAGGAAAAAAUCACCGUUGAAUCACUGUUCAAGGCUGAUCCACCAUUGUCGGAAAAACCGACGGCAACUGCCGAUAGCGCAGAACCGUCUCAGGCGCCAACAGUUUACUCAAAUGCCAUACCACCAGUGGGAGAGCCAGCAAGUUCGAGCCUCGUCACAGCAAUGUAUCCUUCGAUUCGACGGCCGGUAGUCUCAGUAGUCAAUCGGGUUAGUAGUACGAACAUUUGA